This is a messenger RNA of Cotesia congregata, 2471 nucleotides long. The record is from the annotation of a GenBank genome assembly. NCBI's taxonomy places the organism in Eukaryota, Metazoa, Arthropoda, Insecta, Hymenoptera, Braconidae.
UUUUCAGGACAAAAAGAACCCAAAGAUGGACAAGAAGAUGCUGGUUAAUAAUGACAAUAUGCUGUUGGAUGACAAUUACCGUGAGAUCUACUGUUGCGACAAACUCGUCAGCAGGACCAUCGACGCUAAGGCCAGCAACGACCGAGAUAGUUUAUCAGAGAUUUGCAAUAGAGCCUCAGGAUCAGACAGCCGUUAUCGGGAGCCGAGUGACACUUCCGUGUCGGGUGCUUGACCAAAAGGGCCCCAUUCAGUGGACCAAAGAUGACUUUGGCCUUGGGGCCGUAAGAAAUCUCACUGGAUACGAACGCUACGCCAUGAUCGGUAGCGACGAAGAAGGUGAUUUUUCACUGCACAUAUUCCCAGUAGAGUUGGAAGACGACGGAAAGUACCAGUGUCAAGUGUCGCCUACAGAUGACGGUCAACCCGGUCUGAGAUCGAGGUUCGCCCGAUUAAGUGUUCUUGUACCACCGCAAAAGCCGAAAAUCCUUCAGGGUGACUUUCUAGUUACUACCGAGGAUCGAGAGCUUACGAUGGAGUGCAUUAGUGUCGGUGGAAAGCCAGCAGCGGAUAUAACUUGGAUCGACGGUCUUGGCAACGUGUUACAUAAUGGAAUUGAAACAAUAAACGAAAAGUACGAGGACGGACCGCUUUUCACCGUGAGGUCUAUUCUUAAGGUGAUGCCGCGCAAGGAGCACGAUAAUACCACAUUUACUUGUCAAAGUCAAAAUGCUGCGGAUCGUACACCGCAAAAUGCUAAAUUACGUGUUGAGGUCCGCUACGCUCCAAAAGUCUCCCUGAAAAUCAGCUCGGGUUUAUCAAAGAGUGGCCAGAUAGUCGAAGGCUCUGAAUUGAGAUUCAAAUGUCGUGCAGAAGCUAAUCCCCCAGAGAUGGAGUACAGGUGGUAUAUAAACGAGAAAACGGUAAUCGGUGACUAUACGACAGAGAUGAUAAUCCAUAACGCCACACGGGAACUCCACGAUGCUAUCGUAAAAUGUGAAGUUCACAACGAGGUCGGCAAGAGCGAGGAAACGGAAACACUGGAUAUAACUUAUGGACCGCAAUUUCGACGUCCACCGAUAUCUGUUGAAACGCAUUACGGCGCAACAGAGAUACUGCAGUGCGACGUGGAUGGUAAUCCAACUCCCGAAAUUCUGUGGAUUCACGAAGAAUCAGAUCGUACUGUUGCGACAAGCCCAAAUAUAAGCGUUGUCGUGAGUCCUGAAACAGCUGGACGUUAUUACUGCAAAGCCCAUGUUCCUGGUUUUCCUCAACUUAUCGGGUAUGCCAACAUCUUGAUUCGCGCACCACCGAGCAUCGUAUCACAAAGAAUCCAAUAUGUGCCCGAUGAAGGAGUAGUAAAGGUUAAAUGCACCGCGAUAUCAGUGCCAAAAGCUGAGUCUGUUGUAUGGAGUUUUGCUGGUCGUGAGUUUAAUUUCUCGUUCAACAAUACACCCUUCUCCGUCCAAGAGGAGUACACACCAGAAAGAGUUGUCAGCACUGUUACUCUUUUAGAGCCCAUAUCUACAUAUUUCGGGGAUUACAAUUGUACUGUUACAAAUAGCUAUGGCACAGAUACUGUCAUCAUUAAACUCACUACGCGUGCGUUGAUUCCAGUUGAUUGGCAACUUAUCCUGAUAAUCGUUGGACUGGUAGUCUGCAUCAUCCUCAUUGGCGUCAUAAUUAUUUUGAUACUACACUGUCGAGAUCGUAUUAAACAACCACGCCCGAGGUCUACUCAAGCUCAGGAGAAUGAUUUGCAAGAAACAGACUCGAAUCCGGAUCGUUACCGUGAAAGUGAUCGAAGCAGUAAUCUGUCGGACGUUAAAGCAGAUAUACGUGCUGGAUCUAGCGUGAGCAACGCUGAGAGCGUGACUGCUCUCGACAGUGAAGGUGAAGGAAGUACCAGGGGUGUAAAUGCUUUAGCUCUCGCUGGGCCAGUACCCAACCCAAUGGGUUAUCGAUACAGCGCCGACUACACGGAACCCUCAUUUCCACCCAAGAACAACGAUGGAAGUAACAAUAAUGGGUACGUACCGUAUGUGGAUUAUUCGAGAGACUAUAUGCCACCCAACACCCAGGGGAUGGGUGCUUCCCGCGAAUCCCUCAGUCGUAUACCCUCCAGCGGUAUAUUAGCUUCCAAAAAGAUAGGUCUAAGUUCAGCAAACUUGGGCAAUAAUACAACACAGACGCCGCCAAUAAUUGAUCCACGGUUCUCGGCAACCUACGGCAAUCCUUAUCUCAGGAUGUCAGCGGCCGAGCAACUUAGACACGCGCCUCACACCGCAAUACCAGGGGUCACACCAGCUCCGCCACCUUACACUCAAGCUAUGCGAAUGAAUAGUUUGAAUACACUGAAUGGUGCCGGGCCACAGGCCCCAUUAUCAGCGCACUAUAUAACGGGUGGUCCUAAUGGUGGAAUAGCCACAGUGAAACGUACAUCAGGAAUUGGUACACUAGCAACGCAUGUAUGA